CGCUGCUGCUGGCCCUCAGCCUCUGAGUCCUCGGCGCUUCUCCGGGGCUCGGGCCCUGCCGUCCUCGGAUGGCGUCCUAGGCACGGGCUCACCGUGCCGGCGGGGGAGCUUCGCUCUGGCCCGCAGCGCCGAGCCGCGCGGAGUGGAAGUUGGGCGCCGGGCCCGCGCCGCCGCGGGGACGGCCGAGCGGAGCCAGGAUGGCCCCGGAGUCUAAAAAGCUGUUCAACAUCGUUAUUCUGGGAGUGGCGUUCAUGUUCAUGUUCACCGCCUUUCAGACCUGCGGGAAUGUGGCGCAAACUGUCAUCCGGAGUCUGAACAGCACCGAUUUCCACGGCAGUGGCUACACCAGCAUGGCCAUCAUUUAUGGAGUGUUCUCCGCCUCCAAUCUGAUCACGCCAUCAGUGGUCGCUAUCGUAGGACCUCAGCUCUCCAUGUUUGUCAGCGGUUUAUUUUACAGCAUGUACAUUGCCGUUUUUAUCCAGCCUUUCCCGUGGUCCUUCUACACGGCCUCCGUUUUCAUUGGAAUCGCAGCGGCUGUGCUCUGGACAGCACAAGGAAACUGCCUGACAGUAAAUUCAGAUGAGCACACCAUUGGGAGGAACAGUGGAAUCUUCUGGGCACUCUUGCAGUCUAGCUUAUUCUUCGGAAAUCUCUACAUAUAUUUUGCCUGGCAAGGGAAGACUCACAUAUCAGAGAGUGACCGGAGAACAGUGUUUAUCGCCCUGACGGUGAUCAGCCUCGUGGGGGCUGUUCUGUUCUUUCUCAUUCGGAAACCAGACCCAGAAAAUAUCCUUGGAGAAGACGACUCUUCCGACGGCCAGGACGUGGAAGUCGCUGAGUCCGCCCAGAACACCAUGACCAAGGCAGUCGAUGCGUUUAGAAAGUCUCUUAAGUUAUGUGUCACCAAGGAGAUGCUCCUUCUAAGUAUUACAACCGCGUACACAGGUCUGGAGUUGACUUUCUUCUCUGGCGUGUAUGGGACCUGUAUCGGUGCUGUAAAUAAAUUUGGAACAGAAGAGAAAAGCCUCAUUGGACUUUCUGGCAUUUUUAUCGGCAUUGGAGAAAUUUUAGGUGGGAGCCUCUUUGGCCUACUGAGCAAGAAUAACCGUUUUGGCAGAAAUCCAGUUGUGCUGUUGGGCAUCCUGGUGCACUUUGUAGCUUUUUACUUAAUAUUUCUCAACAUGCCCGCGGACGCCCCCAUCGCCCCCGUGGAGGGAACCAGCAGCAACGCUUACAUCAGAUCCAGCAAGGAAGUCGCCAUUCUCUGCAGUUUCCUGCUGGGCCUGGGAGACAGCUGCUUCAACACCCAGCUGCUGAGCAUCCUGGGCUUCCUCUACGCGGACGACAGCGCGCCGGCCUUUGCCGUCUUCAAGUUUGUCCAGUCUGUGUGUGCGGCCGUGGCGUUCUUCUACAGCAACUACCUUCUCCUCCACUGGCAACUCCUGGUCAUGGUGACGUUUGGGUUCUUUGGGACGAUCUCCUUCUUCACCGUGGAAUGGGACGCUGCGGCCAUCGUGGCCCGGGGCUCUGACUACCGGAGCAUCUGACUGGGUGCCGGCGAGGGGAGGCAGCGUCUUCAGGGAUCCCAGCUGGACGCAGAGCCUGGCGGAGGAAGCUGCCGUUGGUUUUUACAGGAUGUUGGAUGAUGUGCGGUAUGGAAAAUCAAGGAAUUGUGACCGUUAAACCUGCCAGGGCUGGCAUCACGUUUACAGAUAGUAGCUAUUUCAAGUGGAAUAAGGGAAACCUGCUCUGCCAGUUACCAUGGUUCUGAUCCCUUGUUCUUCAUUCGUCUGUCCCGUGUUCCUUUCGAUCAUGCUGUAGACUGUAGAUGUUUUCUCUGCACUGUUCCUUCGGAGCCCCAGGGGGGCCGUGUGUCCCAGCGAGGUGCCUGUGGGGUGUCAGUGCGCCUCACCACGUGAUGGGCAGCCUUGCCACUCCGCGUGUGUAUCCGGGAAUGACAUUUAAAUAAACAGCAGAUGCAAAUGAAGUCUCACCCUCGGAAGAAUGUCUUCCUCCUCAAAUAUUCUGUAAGUUUCCUUACAUUGUACUUCAUGGCAGGAGGUGGCCAACUUAAGAAUUAUAAAAUGAGAUAAAAAUUGUCUUAAGUCUUAAAAACAUGAAUCUAAUAUCUAUAAAUGAACAAAAAACACAUUUAAAAAUCAAGCACUUAACCAAGGGAGAAUUUUGUUAGUAAAUUCUCCUGGAAGAUGCAAAGCAGAAAAGAAAUCCCCAGACGACCCGUGCUGGGCUCUGAGCUGCGGUGGUGGGACGUGUCGUUUGCGUGCCACACGUCUGCUCGUGACCGGGUUCACGGUCCUCCUGUCCAGAACAGAGUGUGACCCUUGGCGAAGCGCUUAAAUGCUUCACUCUCUCCCUGUGGGCUUACUUAAAAUGUGCUCGAAAUUGAGAUAAAAUUUGGAAACCUUGAAAUUCACUGUUUAAGUGGAUGGUUUUUGUUAUAUUCACAAAGUUGGCCCACCAUCAUCGCCUGACUCCAGAACAUUCUCCUGGCCCAAGGAGAACCCCUGCCUGUCAGCAGACACUCCCCUCCUCCACCGGGCACCACUCGGCCUCUGGGUUGGCCUGUCCAAGAGGCGAAGAGCCCUGGCAGAUAAAGCCAGCCCAGAGGACAAGUGGUACCUGAUUUUUUUUUCAGUCUACUAUGAUUUGGGACUUGUGUAGUUGGCUUGCAGGUGAUGAGCCCAGAGUCCAGGGGAGCGCGGUCUCAGGGUUUUGUUGGGGAGUCAGAGUCGCGGCCUCCAUUGGUGGGCGGCUCCGGGCUCUCCUGUGCCGGGUUGUGGGUGUUGGUUUCCCUUCUUGAAGUUGAGGUAACCUCGGAUGGCUUGGUUGACUGUAAGAAUUCGGUACAUGAGAUUUGAGGCCUGGCGCGGAUGGCUCGCCGUGUCUUGAACACGGUAGUAUUUGUGCAGGUGUUCUCGUUGUCUCGUGCAGUGUAACAGAUUACCCCCGACACUGAGCUGCUUACAUCAGCACCCAUCUCUUAGCCCUCAGGUCUGCGGGUCAGGAACCUGGGGGUGGCUGAGCUGGGCCCUCGGCCCACGGUCCCUCUUCAGGCCCAGCCUGGGUGUUGGCCAGCUCCUGGUGCUCGCUGCUCAGGCUGUUGGCAGGAGUCACUUCCUCCCCACGUCUUAGCUUAUGGCUGCUGUUGAAUAUCGGCCUCUGUUGCUUGUCACAUGGGGGUGUCCUCUGGGCCACUCAACACGACAGCUGUCCUCAUCAGAGCGAGGCAGAAGCCACUCUAACCUUCAGCCCGAGAGUGACGCCUGUCGCUCCUGUAGUCUGUCCGUCAGAUGCACAUCGCUCAUUCCAGCCCACACUGCAAAGGGGACCCAGUGCCGGGAGGCAGGCGGAUGGGGACCACCUCGCAAGGCUUCCUGACACCCCGGGGCUUACACUGAAGGCGAGAACUGGGUCCCUUGUCCUCCAUUUGCUCAUCCCAGCCCCCACGCUGCGCCGGCAGAACAAGGCUGAGCGGCCCCUGCCAGUGCCUCUGGUGUUGUGACCCAGGGAGGGCGCGGCUCUCUCACCACCACGGGUAGGUUCCUUGUGAUCAGUGUCACAGGGAGAAGCAGCAGGGAGGCCGCUCCCCUGGCUGGGUGCUGGAUUGGUCAUUUUAAGUUCUCCAUGCAACUGUUUUUUUGUUUUUUUUUUUUCAGGUCAUGUUUUUAUUUUUUAUUUUUUGUCUAUUUAAUGUCUAUCUCAGUGGAUUCUAGAUGACUGGAUAAUGUUAAGGUUGUCUUUUGAAUUCUCAGCAUUGAGUUAAGAAC
Lepus europaeus (European hare) is the source of this 3788-nucleotide messenger RNA. It is a transcript of the gene MFSD11, whose product is annotated as major facilitator superfamily domain containing 11. Lineage: Eukaryota; Metazoa; Chordata; Mammalia; Lagomorpha; Leporidae. The record is from RefSeq and is a predicted model, not a curated record. Bases 198 to 1547 code for a protein of 449 amino acids. The transcript has 13 exons.